AUGACGACUAUGGACUUGCGUGUCGGUAAUAAGUACCGUAUUGGCCGUAAGAUCGGAAGCGGUAGUUUCGGUGACAUCUAUCUUGGCACCAACAUUAUCUCCGGCGAGGAAAUCGCCAUCAAGCUCGAAAGUGUCAAGGCCAAGCACCCUCAACUUGAAUAUGAAGCCCGUGUUUACAAGUCUCUUGCCGGUGGUGUUGGUAUUCCGUUCGUUCGCUGGUUCGGUACUGAGUGUGACUACAACGCCAUGGUGAUCGAUCUGCUCGGACCCAGCCUGGAGGAUCUUUUCAACUUCUGCAACCGCAAGUUCUCCCUUAAGACCGUGCUUCUGCUUGCCGACCAACUUAUAUCCCGCAUCGAAUACAUUCACGCCAAAUCAUUCAUUCACCGUGAUAUUAAGCCCGACAACUUCCUGAUGGGUAUUGGCAAGCGCGGAAACCAGGUCAAUGUUAUCGAUUUCGGUCUGGCCAAGAAAUACCGGGACCCCAAGACGCACUUCCACAUUCCCUACCGCGAGAACAAAAACCUGACCGGAACGGCUCGUUACGCCAGUAUCAACACUCACUUGGGCGUCGAACAGUCUCGCCGUGAUGACAUGGAGUCCCUGGGUUAUGUUAUGCUGUACUUCUGCCGGGGCACUCUCCCGUGGCAGGGCCUGAAGGCUGCUACUAAAAAGCAGAAGUACGACCGUAUCAUGGAGAAGAAGAUGACAACCCCCACCGAGGUUCUCUGCCGUGGAUUCCCCAACGAAUUCUCCAUCUAUCUGAACUACACCCGUUCCCUGCGUUUCGAUGACAAGCCAGAUUAUUCCUACCUUCGCAAGAUCUUCCGUGACUUGUUCGUUCGCGAGUCAUUCCAGUACGACUACGUCUUUGACUGGACCGUUUACAAGUACCAGAAGAACGCCGCCAUGAUCGUGGACGCCAAGAAGGAUAAGGAGGCCGAGGACCAACAGCGUCGCCAAGGUGGAAACAUACCCAUGUCUGGCGGCGCCGCCAAGCCCGGUGCUAUCUCGAGCCAGCGUCGCAAGAUCAUGGAACGUGGUACCCUCGACAACACCCCCGACACCAACCGUGCUGUGGGAGGGAGCGACAGGAUGCUGCGUUCUGCUUCUAAGGUUGCUGCUUCGGGUACUCAUGGACCUGGUGCUAGCCGCUCGAAGCGGGACGAUGGGCUCGGACCUUCGUGGUAUUAA
Molecule: messenger RNA, 1194 nt
Organism: Aspergillus puulaauensis
Lineage: Eukaryota; Fungi; Ascomycota; Eurotiomycetes; Eurotiales; Aspergillaceae
Gene: HRR25
Product: casein kinase 1 family protein
Exons: 4
Coding region: 1-1194 (397 amino acids)
Biological process (GO): signal transduction; endocytosis; peptidyl-serine phosphorylation
Cellular component (GO): cytoplasm; nucleus
Molecular function (GO): protein serine/threonine kinase activity; ATP binding
Source: RefSeq, a predicted model, not a curated record